Molecule: messenger RNA, 3943 nt
Organism: Planococcus citri (citrus mealybug)
Lineage: Eukaryota; Metazoa; Arthropoda; Insecta; Hemiptera; Pseudococcidae
Exons: 14
Coding region: 157-3696 (1179 amino acids)
Source: RefSeq, a predicted model, not a curated record
GUAUCAAAACAUGUGACAAGUUUCAUGAAUGUGCUUGAUCGUUUAUCAUUUUUUAUUCCAAACCAAGUAUUUCGUAAUUAAAGUAAUGUAAAUGUGGUUAGAAUGAUCAUCUGAAAAUUAAAUUCUCAAUGUUACAAUUUGUAUAACUCUAAGAAGAUGACGUCCAAACAACAAUUAUUAGAUAUUCUUCAAAAUGAACAAUCUCCGUUGGCCAAUCGAUUACAAAUCGCUUCUCGAGUGUUCACCGUAGUCGAACUAAAUUCCCUUAAGAAUAAAGAAAUCACGUUACAAUGGUUGCAAAAUUUACUAUCUAAUGAAGAAAACCAAGACGAUGUACAUUCGACGUUGAAAAAUUGUAUUACCAAUGCUAGUGAUGUCUGGUUACACCCGCAUCUUUCCGAUUCGAUUAUUUCGAUAUUGACAAAAUCCCAGUGUAGAAGAAAUUCGAUGGAAUGCUGUCUGGAGUUGAUGAAAAGCGUGCAUUUUUCGCGAUACUUCGUACACAAUUUACAGAAAAUGGCAGAUGUCGUAGUUUUCGUUGUGAAUUCGAUUACCGGUUCGAGUUUAGAAACCGAGCUUAUCAAUGAGAUCCAUCGGACCGUUGUGGAUUGCAUUUUGAACGUGAAAAAUAACGCCUUGUACAAUCACGAUUUAAAGAUACUAUUUUUCAAUCAUCUAAUCAAAUGUUUAGCUGUUAUAGCUGCUAAUAAUGGUAGUCUUGUUCCUGCCAUCAAAAAUUGCUUCUACCAAGUUUUGUUCACCGAUUCCGAGUUUAGAAACGCGUUCACCAAAUACAUCGCUGGAGAUCGGGAUCCAUCAGAUCGUAACCAAUAUGUCGUUGAUAUAACUGAUAAACUUCGAAGUUACCCGGAUCGUUUAACCGAUGAAUUAUUAUCUCUAUCGUAUUCCUUGCUGAUGUCCGGAUACUUGAUGAGCAACUCGAAUAAUAAUUCCAAAUUCAAAGUAUUCGUUGCUUUAAACCAGUUCGUUAAUAUAUCUCCGUAUCCAUUCGGUACUCGAACAUCCAAAGAAAUUGUUCUCGAUUCGAAAAGUAUUUCCGUUGCGACUGGUUUGAUAGAGAAAAUAAUCGAGCACGAUUUACCGUUGGAUUCGAACGUAGCUACUUUCACGUUAGCUGAUUGGCUCAAUGUGCUGGUCGAUGAAGUGUUGGAUAAUGUGGACGAUUCCGUAGACGUGCCAACGUUACGAUUGCUUAAAUGUAUAUUGAAUUGUAAUCCUCAUGCUAUCGAGUACUGUAUAAAAAAGUUCGCUGAGAACGUGAUGAUGGUGAAGAAAUCAGAUCCGGCGGUAAUCUCGUUGUAUUCGGAUCUUUGUAUCGAUGUCUUAAACGUUUAUAUCAAAUUGAGUCGUAUGCAUAAGUUAAUUUCUGCUUUACUGGUCACAAUGAAUGAAAAUUUGGACGAUUUUGACGAGUCUUCUGUUCCUGAUAAGUUCGACAUUCUACCUCAGCAAAUUUUCAUCAAGAUUCAGUCAGCUAUUACUAAUUUACCGAGCACUGUGCAAAAUGUAGCGUUACUUAAUACUCUGUUGUAUCAUUUAGAAAAGGACUGUAUCGCUAAAUUGAAAUCAGAUAAAAGUAAACGUGUUGAUCCUAGACUAGCGUUGUUAUUCGAUGUCGUUACUUACCUCAUUUCGAGAUUCAUUUCCGGUACAAGAAUCGUCGAUCAUUCGGUUCCAGAUCUUGUUCAAAGUAAAUUCGAAGAAUUGAUGAAUAACUUAUCAGCAUUAUUGAAUGAAUUUGGCAAAGCUUUGAUAUCUAAGGAACACGAUGCGAAACUAAUGGAGUCAUAUUUACACACUUGUUAUACAUGGGGUGAAAUGCAAAUGGUAUUCAUGGCGUACGAAUCAUCUCGACGAAGAGUUCCUAAACAAGCCGGAAAUUAUGGAAAAUCUGCGACAAACUUGGUUUAUUUGCAUCCGUAUUUGACCGAUUUUCAUUGGGGAUUGAUCGCCCAACGAGUGAAAAAUUUCGGAGAUGAAAACUGUCUAAAAUUACUGAAUGACUUAAUUUUACAAAAAAUCCACGCUUUGCCAUAUUUGGAAGAUGAAACCGAAGGACCUUAUAUAGACGAAGGACCAGCAACCGUCUGCGCGAAUUAUCUCAAAGACAACGCCGAUGGUAAAUGGCUGACACAGCAUGCUGGAGAAUUCGCUCAUUUACUCAAACCUAUUGACGUUUUUAAAAUGGCCAAGUCGUUAGUGACUUACUAUGAGAUGAACGAAGUUGAAGAUUUAUCCUCGAUCAGUGAAGAUAUUCAGGAAACCAAGCCUCUGGUGUUAUCUUUGUUGUGCUGGUCAUUCCGCAGUAUCAGUAAACAAUUCGCCGCUUGCGGAUUGAAAGAACCGAAACGAAUUCUGCACAUCAUUGAUUUCGAAAAAAUGCUCCAAACUGAGAGCGAAAACGACGACGAGAAUAAAACCGAGGCGACUGUAGCUGUUAAAACGGCCCUAGACGAAAUAUGCUCCUUGAUAUCGAAAGAUUUCGAAUACGUUGAUGAAUCGUUCGAAGUUUCCAUCGAAAAGAACUUGAUUCUAUUGAAUUCACUAUCAACUGCUUACCUUUCGAAAGAGAAUAAAUCGGUGCUGUUCUAUUUAACGUUAUCGUUGGUGAAAAAUCUCAUCAAAUUGAAACCCAAGAAUGCAGAUUUAGAGAAAUGUUUGGACAGUUCUUGUAGAUUAUUGCUAAAUUUUUCCCAAGACGUUAUCGUAGCAGAAACAUUGAGUAUUAACGAAGAACUAGUCUGGAUUUAUCGCGGUGUUAGAGGCACCUCGUGUUGUCAACCUGUUAUGGAAUGUUUAUGUAAAAUGAGUGGAGUUACCUUCGAAAGCGUCAUUGCUUCUGAUGAUUCGAUCGCAGAUAGAAUGGAAGUAGUAGACCUCCAAGAGGAAUCGAUUAGUUUGGAUGUGAGCGGUUACGAGGACCAAUUAUCAGAGCCGACGGUGGGAAAUAUAUCCAAAUUGAAUCGUUAUUUGCGAUUGGCUAUGAAAGAGAAGAAUCAGCAAGUUAAACAACGUAUAUUAGCCAAAGCAUGUCGUCUUGUUCAAAAGUAUAUAUCGACUGACGAUAAAGAUGAUCUAUUAUCCAUUUUGCCGGUCACAAAAGGAUUCAUGAAGAUAUUUACCGACGUUAUUCAGAAUAAAAAAUUCGGAAUUCGUUACGCCAUGAUCGAUCUUUGUUUCGAGUUAAUUUCAUUCGCUGUCAACGUAAAAAGCACCGAAGAUGAGUUACUAGUUGAAGCUAUAGAAUUACUAUUCAGCAUAUGUAAAGUUCGAAUGCCCCUUGUACUGGAUCGAAUUCCAACUUUCUACCUUUGUUAUAAAAAUUUAUUCAUCGAAACGGCCAAAAGAUCCACCGAAAGUUGCAGAAACAUUCAAACGUUGGUCUGCGCUGCCCAUAAAUUGGAAAAAUUGACUGACGUAUUGUAUAAGAAUAAAAAAGACUUUACGAAAACUUCAAUCAGUGCUGUGGGAGAUUUCAUCGAAGUGUUUGCUCAUCACAGUAUCGAAGAAGAUGUCAAAAUGCAUUUGAAAAACGUUGUCAGUUGUUGGAUCGGUAUAAGCGACGUGUACGUGCAGCAUUUUCUAUCCUCCGCUCUGUCUCCAGUAGCUCAGAAGUUAUUUCAACAGUUGUACUCCGAUUAUAAUAAGUACUAUAAGUUUACCGGUAAAGUGUAAUAUUGUUAUGUGAUUUUGUGUUCCAAAUUUUGAAGUUUUUUUUACGUGGAUUUUUUUUUGUAGUGAUCAUAUUCAUAAUAUUAUCGUUCGUUUUUGUAAUAAGUACUCCUAUUCCUAUUCUAAAUUGAAAAGAAAAGUUGUUGGUUAAUUUUUGAAUGAAUGAAUUGAGAAAUGUUCUCGAACCGAUUUCUAAUUUCUGUUUUGUCAAACAACGAAUAAUCCUAUUAAUAAACUGUUUUGUCAGGAA